AUGGCAGGUGGAUAUCAUGAGUUCGACUGCAGUCCCGAAAAAAUUAACCAGUUUCCAACUUUUCGUUUCAUCCAUUGGGAUCUAAUUGACAUAUUUGUUUACUUCAGUCACCAUUUUGUUACCAUUCCCCCUGUUUCUUGGGUAAAACUUGCUCACCUAAAUGGUGUUCGCAUAUAUGGCACCCUAAUAAUCGAGCACGACAAAAAAACUGCUUGUCCUGUUUUUGAGUCGAUUUUUGGUUCUACUGCGAAAGAUCCUGGUGCCAAUUACCCGGCCGUGCUCGCGCACAAGUUAAACCUUCUACGGCGUCAUUAUGGGGCAAUAAAUUCUAACGAAUCGAUGAGAAUUUUCGUUGGCAUUGAUUGCUUUGGUCGAGGCUGUCCGGGCGGAGGGGGCUUCAACACAAAGGAAGCUCUAGAGCUCGUGGUUAAAGCUUCAGAAUCCUUCUCAAGCCGUCCUUUGUCCGUGGCUUUGUUUGCCCCAGCCUGGUCCUUCGAAAAGCGGGAGGAGUUGCUCCAUCUAGUCGACUGUACACCUGUCUCCGACGAUGCUUGUGCCUUAGCCAGUGCUGUGUACCGCCUCGAUCGUCGGUUUUGGCGCCCUUUGACUCCUUUGCUAUCCCGAUUGCGAGCUGUUGGGUCACAAAGUCGUCACUUAUACCGUCCUUCGUGUCCAUGGCGUGGCAGCAUCACUACGAAUUUCUCAUUAGGUAUGGGGUUGUUUGAUACAAAUGGGGUCCGCUUAAAGCCAUGGAGUCAGUUGGCUGGGCAAGAGGUUUUACCUACGUGCCGUGCUAUUUCAGCGACACAGGGUAAAGACGAACAAGCAGGUUUUGAUGUCGAGGUAAUUCCGGAAUUUGUCGAAUACUACUUACCCGGUAAUAGCCUACGUCUCAGUAUCUCUCGGAUUGAUGCAGACACUAAGAACUUGUUUCUCGAACUCUUCGUUUUUCCCAACCUAUCACUUUCUUCCGUCGCAAACCUGACAAUUAUUUUGAAGUUUGAAAGUGAAAAAGGCCCGGUGAAAGUAUUCGCGGACAUUUGUAUAGUAUCGUGGGAGUCUGUUUAUGUUGCAGAGGAAUAUUCAGUAACCGGCAGAAAAUACAUUAACUGCUCAGGUGAGACCGAACUUGGAUUUACCUUCAGUUUGUUGCUUUUUUACUUAUCUCAAUUUUGUUCUUAUGCAAAAUAG
Messenger RNA from Mesocestoides corti, 1191 nucleotides. The record is from the annotation of a GenBank genome assembly. Lineage: Eukaryota; Metazoa; Platyhelminthes; Cestoda; Cyclophyllidea; Mesocestoididae.